AGAGAAUGGGUCGGGAGUUUUAAGCUCCARUUUUCCCCCUUUGGGGACAUUUAUUUUCUUUUAUUUUGUUUUCUUUAUGUUCAUUUGUACUUUUGACGGAGUUGUUGGGAGGACGCAGGCUUGUGCAGGAUUCGAGAUUGAUGCUCAUUCAUAAAGUCAGAACUCAGUCCGGGCUGCAGAACGUGUCAACAGCUGCAGCGUGUGUUGAAAGAGGUUCGCCAACCCUACCGAAGCACCAGAUUAUCUAAACGGGACUUUGUUUAUGCCAGUCUAUGGUGAACGGUCAAACCAGAGGUGGGCAGUAAAGGAGUUGGUAUAUUAUCAAGAUCAAAGGCAGCAGAAACUUCCUUUUCGUGGGAUCAGAGGACGACCUCAACUGGGACAGCAAGGCCUACAUGGAUGAGAUGGUGGAGAGACUGAAGACUCGGGAAGAGCAACUUUGAUUGAGAGUGUGUAGGAAUAUGCAGAAAGCCACGUAAAUGAUGGAGAAAGAACAGCACAACACUAUAAUCUUCAAUGCGUCAAAAAGGGAACUUUUUAACAGCAACAAUGGAUACAAGUCCAUGCAGAAGAAACUCAGAGCUCAGUGGAAAAUACAAAGUAUCAAAGAAGAGCUGYUGGAGGAGAAGUUGAAAGGGGUCAAGUUGUGGAUAACUGCAGGACCAAGAGAAAAGUUCACAGCAUCAGAGCUAGAGGUCCUUAAGCAGUACCUGGAUGGAGGAGGAAAUAUGCUGGUCAUGCUCGGUGAAGGAGGAGAAAUGAAAUAUGACACAAACAUCAACUUCCUCCUGGAGGAGUUUGGCAUUAUGAUCAACAGUGAUGCUGUUGUGAGGAAUGUGUACUACAAAUAUUUCCAUCCCAAGGAGGCACUUGUUUCCAAUGGCGUGUUGAACAGAGAGAUUAGUCGAGCUGCUGGCAAGACACUCACAGGAGUGACUGAGGAUGAAAACAGUGGAAACAAUGCCCAAGCGGUCACGUUUUUGUACCCGUACGGAGCCACACUGGGUGUGAUGAAGCCCGCUGUGGCUGUUCUGUCAACCGGUUCGGUCUGCUUCCCGCUCAACAGACCCGUCUUGUCUUUCUACCAGGGAAAGGAGUCUGGCAAACUGGCUGUUCUGGGUUCGUGCUACAUGUUCAGUGAUCAGUACAUAAACAAGGAAGAAAACGGUAAAAUCAUGGAUGUUGUGCUUCGGUGGCUCAUGACUGAUAGUAUUCAGCUCAAUCAGAUUGAUGCAGAAGAUCCAGACAUGACAGAUUACACCAUGCUGCCGGACACAGGGUGUCUGUCAGAACAGCUUAGAGUCUGUUUACAAGAAGGGGAUGAGAACCCCCUGGACUUCACUUCUCUUUUCAAUGGGUCUUUGUUCAACUUGGCAACUGACACUUUGCCCCAAGUCAUAAACGCCUAUACCAAACUUAAUGUUAAACAUGAGCCUCUUCAACUCAUCACACCACAGUUUGAAACACCUCUGCCUCAGCUUCAGCCUGCUGUUUUCCCACCUGCCUUAAGCGAUUUGCCUCCUCCAAUGUUGGACCUGUUUGAUUUAGACGAAACGUUUUCAUCUGAGAAAGUUCGCCUUGCCCAGCUCACCAAUAAAUGUACAGAUGAAGAUCUUGAAUUUUAUGUACGCAAAUGUGGUGAAAUUCUGGGUGUGACGCCCAAAUUGGAUAAGGCGCAGAGGGAUGCAAAGCACAUCUUGGAACACAUCUUCUUCCAGGUGGUAGAGUUCAAAAAGCUUAACCAGGAGCACGACAUGGACACAGAGGCACCGUUCACUUAGUCUUGAUUAGAAGUAGAAUCAAGUUGAAUAUUUACCAAAUGCCUUAUUACAGAGCUGAGAAUGACCAAGUCUGAAACGAUGUCGUGUUUCACUUAGGAACUACAUGUACAGGUUUUAUUUACAUGAAUUGCAACAAUGUAAAAUGAUAGUCAAAAAUAAAUUUCCUCCUUUAUUA
This is a messenger RNA of Austrofundulus limnaeus, 1956 nucleotides long. It is a transcript of the gene ift52, whose product is annotated as intraflagellar transport 52 homolog (Chlamydomonas). NCBI's taxonomy places the organism in Eukaryota, Metazoa, Chordata, Actinopteri, Cyprinodontiformes, Rivulidae. Gene Ontology annotation, cellular component: intraciliary transport particle B; cilium; centriole. Bases 480 to 1781 code for a protein of 433 amino acids. The record is from RefSeq and is a predicted model, not a curated record. Gene Ontology annotation, biological process: intraciliary transport; cilium assembly. The transcript is spliced from 15 exons.